AGACUUUGACUAACCAAAACCACUUCCUCUUCAUCAUCUCCUCCCUCCUCCUUGUUCUCCUCGUCGAGCUUCUCUGAGAUUUUGGUUUGACAAGGCUCAUUCCUUCCGCCGUCUCCCUCCAUUGCAGAACACCAUCUUCACCUCUCUCUCUCUCUCUCUCUCUCUCCCUCCCUCUGGGCCAGUCGUAAUGUUGCUGGUCGACUGCUCCAACUGCCACACGCCAUUGCAGUUGCCACCAGGUGCUCCCUCCAUCCGCUGCGCCCUCUGUCACGCCGUCACCCUCGUCGCCGAUCCUCGCUCCCUGCCUCCCUCCUCCUCCCACUCGUCCUCCUUCCACCACCACCACCACGGUCACCACUAUCCUCCUCCUCCUCCUCCUCCUCCUCCGCACGGUGGUCACCGCUAUCCUCCUCCUCCUCCGCACGCUCCGCCGGGCCCCCCUCCCCCGGCUCACGGCGGGAAGCGAGCUCUGAUAUGUGGCAUCUCGUACAGGAACACCCGGGACGAGCUCAAGGGCUGCGUCAACGACGCCAAGUGCAUGAAGUUCUUGUUGAUCAAUCGCUUCAAGUUCCCCGAGUCCUCCAUCCUCGUGCUCACCGAAGAUGAGCGUGAUCCUUUGAGGCGUCCGACCAAGCAGAACAUGAGAAUGGCGUUCCAUUGGCUUGUCCAAGGUUGCAGGCCUGGGGAUUCUUUGGUAUUCCAUUUCUCUGGUCAUGGAUCCCAGCAGAGGGACCGUGACGGCGACGAGGUGGAUGGUUUCGAUGAAACGCUCUGCCCUUCAGAUUUUAGGACCCAAGGCAUGAUCGUCGAUGAUGAGAUCAAUGCAACAAUCGUCAGGCCUCUUCCUCGUGGGGUUAAGCUUCAUGCCAUCAUUGAUUCUUGUCACAGUGGCACUGUGUUAGAUUUACCCUUUCUCUGUCGAAUGGACAGAAGAGGUCAGUAUAUCUGGGAGGACCAUAGGCCUCGUUCAGGAGUAUGGAAAGGGACAAGUGGGGGAGAAGUGAUUUCUUUUAGCGGCUGUGAUGACAAUCAAACUUCUGCCGAUACUUCGGCUCUUUCCCAGGUUACAUCAACGGGUGCUAUGACUUAUUCCUUCAUCCAAGCCAUUGAGCGUGGACAUGCCGCCACAUAUGGGAGCAUGCUGACUGCGAUGCGGUCUACCAUUCGGAACACCGGCGAUGAACUUGAGGGUGGACUUGUAACUUCUCUCAUCACGAUGCUUUUGACUGGUGGGAACCUCAGCACACGACUAAGACAGGAACCUCAAUUAACUGCGAAUGAGCGAUUCGAUGUGUACACAAAGCCCUUCUCUUUGUAGCGUGGCGGACAGAAGGCUUUAUCAAGCUGAAUCAGUUCUUAUUCAUCGUCAUCAGCUUGAUGGCAUUACGGCUAACUUGGUUCCCACCUAGACUGAAAUUUGUCUUUCAGUUGUUCUGGAUGAACGAGCUGAGCGUUUUCUAGCUUGUACUUAGUGAC
This is a messenger RNA of Rhodamnia argentea, 1476 nucleotides long. Its product is annotated as metacaspase-1-like. The coding region runs from base 188 to 1318 and encodes 376 amino acids. The record is from RefSeq and is a predicted model, not a curated record. NCBI's taxonomy places the organism in Eukaryota, Viridiplantae, Streptophyta, Magnoliopsida, Myrtales, Myrtaceae. Gene Ontology annotation, biological process: proteolysis. Gene Ontology annotation, molecular function: cysteine-type endopeptidase activity. The transcript is spliced from 5 exons.